GAGCCUGGGCGGGGCGGGAGGCGGAGGCGCCGCGUAGGCCGGCGAGGCUGGGCCCGCCCGGCUGGGAGCUCAAACCCCAUGCGCCGCCGCCUCCCCCCACGAUGUUCCCCUCCCGGAGGAAAGCGGCGCAGCUGCCCUGGGAGGAUGGCAGCACUCCCUCUGCUGUGUGACCUGUGCUGGGGCCACAGAUAGGAGUCUGAUUACCGGUAGGGAAGACCAGCAGACACACAGUUGAUCACAAAACUCGAGUCUUCCAAAGAGGGAAGUACCAGAUGCCAUGGAAACACAAAAGAGGGCUCAGGUCCAGGUUGCUCCCUGGCAGCCUCCCCCGGAAAUGCUCCGUCUUCCACCUCUUCGUUGCCUGUCUCUUACUGGGCUUCUUCUCCCUGCUCUGGCUGCAGCUCAGCUGCUCUGGUGACAUGGCUCGGGCAGCCAGGGGACAAGGGCAAGAGACCCCAGGCCCACCCCGGGCCUGCCCGCCAGAGCCACCCCCUGAGCACUGGGAAGAAGACCCAUCGUGGGGCCCCCACCGCCUGGCAGUGCUAGUGCCCUUCCGUGAGCGCUUCGAGGAGCUUCUGGUCUUUGUGCCCCACAUGCAUCGCUUCCUGAGCAGGAAGAAGAUCCCGCACCACAUCUAUGUCCUCAACCAGGUGGAUCAUUUCAGGUUCAAUCGGGCAGCGCUCAUCAACGUGGGCUUCCUGGAGAGUGGCAACAGCACGGACUACAUCGCCAUGCAUGACGUGGACCUGCUCCCUCUCAACGCGGAGCUGGACUACGGCUUCCCCGAGGCGGGUCCCUUCCAUGUAGCCUCCCCAGAGCUCCACCCGCUCUACCACUACAAGACCUACGUCGGCGGCAUCCUGCUGCUCUCCAAGCAGCACUACCAGCUGUGCAACGGGAUGUCCAACCGCUUCUGGGGCUGGGGCCGUGAGGACGACGAGUUCUACAGGCGCAUCAGAGGAGCCGGGCUCCAGCUAUUCCGCCCCUCAGGAAUCACAACUGGGUACAAGACAUUUCGCCACCUGCAUGACCCGGCCUGGCGGAAGAGGGACCAGAAGCGCAUCGCAGCUCAAAAACAGGAGCAAUUCAAGGUGGACCGGGAGGGGGGCCUGAACACUGUGAAGUACCGCGUGGAUUCCCGGACAGCACUGUCUGUGGGCGGGGCCCCCUGCACUGUUCUCAACAUCAUGUUGGACUGUGACAAGACUGCCACCCCCUGGUGCACAUUUGGCUGAGUUGGCUGGACAGUAAGGAAGCCAGUACCUACAGGCCGCACUGCUACUCAGGCCCUGGACAAAGCCUCAGGGCCGUGGCCCAGCUCCAAUAGGAUGAAGCAGUGGACAGCAGGCCGUGUGUUUGCAGCAGCCCGGCCCCCAGAGCAGGCUUGCACCAGGCAAGACAGGACACACAGGGUGUCUGGGACACUGCUAGCAAUAAACAGUGAUGGAGAGAGCCUGGGACGUGGCUCCCAACUGGUCCUCUCCCCUCUUCUGUUUGCCCUGUUCUGCCCUCCUUUACCUGCUGAGACCUGCGGGCUUUUGUCCCUUCUCCCGGACCACGUCAUGCAGAUACGGUUUGGAGGUCAGGCUGCUGACAUAGGCGGCCAGGGCAACCGGGAGGGUUAAACUGCAGAAACCAGAGUGUGAGCCCCACAGAAAGGGAACAGCUGAGAGCAGCUUUAGCUCGUCUUCACUGUGCAGAAAGGAGCCUAGUGUUGCCGGAUAUUCUGAUUUUUCAAAAGAAACUAGAAUUCUGGAUUCUUAAGUGAAAUAAGUUAAUUAUUAAAUGAUAGCAACUAAUUGAAACUUGAAAAA
Messenger RNA from Pteropus alecto (black flying fox), 1814 nucleotides. RefSeq names its product beta-1,4-galactosyltransferase 7 (gene B4GALT7). Bases 273 to 1235 code for a protein of 320 amino acids. Gene Ontology annotation, biological process: carbohydrate metabolic process; proteoglycan biosynthetic process. The transcript has 7 exons. The record is from RefSeq and is a predicted model, not a curated record. Gene Ontology annotation, molecular function: xylosylprotein 4-beta-galactosyltransferase activity. NCBI's taxonomy places the organism in Eukaryota, Metazoa, Chordata, Mammalia, Chiroptera, Pteropodidae.